UUAAAAGCCAGCACACAUCUGACAACAGGCAGAAGGUCACUGACAAGAAGAAAGUUGAUUUUGAGAACAGAACUUUACUGUGAACUCGCAUCAGCUGUUAGCUGUGCACAAUUGCCUGGAUUUGCUGUUAUUUCGGACUGUAACACUGGCAAAACUUUCUGCAUCACUAAAUUUGUAUUUGAAUUUCCAUAAUGAAUGUGGUUCCUUGUGCUCGGUGUGGGUUUGGUGUUUACCCUGCGGAGAAAGUUAACUGUAUAGACCAGAUAUGGCACAAAGCUUGUUUCCACUGCGAGACCUGCAAGAUGAUACUCACUGUAAAUAACUUUGUCAGCUUCCAGAAAAAGCCGUACUGCUAUGCACACAACCCAAAAAAUAACACAUUUACCAGCGUAUAUGAAACUCCUGUCAACCUACAUGUGAAAAAACAAUCAGAAGCUUUUAGUGAGAUAAAGUAUCGUGAAGAAGGAGUGAAAUUCAAGUCUGUUUUUCACUGGGAUAUGAGGUCCAGAGAACUUGAACACAAUUCUAAAAUAAAUCAAAUGAUUAACCAGAAAGCUUAUGAAGAAGGGAAAUCUUGGUACGCGGAAAUAGAUCCAGAAACGGUUCAAGUUACUGAGGCUCAGAAGACACUUACUGAUGGAAAGUGCAGAGAAACGUAUGAGCAGCAGACGAGGAAAGGAAGCUUCCCCGCUAUGAUUACACCAUCUUAUCAGACGGCAAGGAAAGCCAGUGAUCUUGUUAGUAAUGUGCAAUACAAGCACGGACACGAGGAGCGAAUAUCCCAGUACGCCAGUGUUGUAGACACUAAAGACAUUAUACAUGCCAAGGCUGCAGGGCAACUCUUGAGUGAUGCAAAGUACACAGAAGAUUAUGAAGAACAGAAAGGAAAGGGCAGCUUCCCAGCAAUGAUAACUCCAGGCUACCAGAUAGCGAAACGGGCCAAUGAGCUCGCCAGCAAUGUAAAAUAUCAUCAGAAUUAUCAAAAGAAGAUCAAGGGGAUUGCAAACCAGACAGCUGUGACAGAUGUAGCUUUUAAAAAACAAAAUACAGAUCAGUUGUGUGAGGAUUACACAGAGGAAUAUGAAGAAUAUAGGGGUAAAGGCAGCUUUCCUGCCAUGAUAACGCCGGCAUAUUUACAUGCCAAGAGGGCCAAUGAGAUUGCAAGUGAUAUUAAAUAUAAAAAAGAUUUUUCAAAGAUGAAAGGAGCAGCCCAUUACCACUCGCUUGCGGCUGAAGACAACUUGACAAUGAAACAAGCCCAGAGCGUCAAUAAGCUGGCUAGCGAGGUGGAAUACAAGAAAGGUCUGGAACGCAGUAAAGGACACAGCAUUAACUAUUGUGAAACACCCCAGUUUAAGAAUGUCAGCAACAUCUCAAAAUACACCAGUGAUUUGAAGUAUAAAGAAAAGUAUCAGAACCAAGUGAAGGGACAUUAUGACGGAGUGGGAAUGGACAAACGCACACUGCAUGCCAUGAAAGCUGGAAGCCUUGCCAGCAAUAUAGCGUACAAAUCGGAUUACAAACAUGAUGAUGUAAACGCAGAUUAUUACUACCCUGCUACGCUGGCUCCAUCAUACCAGACCACCAAGAAACUGGUUCCACUAAAAGAUGUAAACUACAGACAAAGUAUUGACAAGCUGAAGUUCAGUUCUGUAACCAAUACUCCUGAAAUUCUACAAGCCAAAGUGAAUGCCCGGCAGCUGAGUAACUUAAAUUAUCGAGCUGAGUAUGAGAAAUCUAAGACACAUUAUACUCUGCCACAAGAUGUUCCGGAAUUAAUCAAAGCCAAGUCUAACGCUGAGCUCUAUAGUGACAUAAAAUACAAAGAAGGCUGGACAAAAAGCAAAGGUCAAGGUUUUGAGAUGCGUUUGGAUACCUUGUCGAUUCUCGCAGCCAAAGCAUCCCGGGACAUCGCAAGUGAUAUUAAAUACAAAGAGGAAUAUGAGAAGAGCAAAGGAAAGGCCAAUGCGGCCAGUGAUUCACGUCUUAUACAUUCACUGCAAGUAGGGAAGAGGAACAGCGAGAUUGCUUACAAAAAAGGAUUUGAAGAGAGUAAGACACAGUUUCAUUUGUCUAUGGAUAUGGUCAAUCUUACUCAUGCCAAGAAGGCUCAGGCUUUGGCCAGUGAUCUGGACUAUAGAAAGAAGCUGCAUAAAUACACAAUCAUUCCUGAAGAUAUGAAGGUCACAUGGGCCAAGAAAGCAUAUGACCUUCAGAGCGAGCUCCAGUACAAAUCAGACCUAAACUGGAUGAAAGGUGUUGGAUGGCUUACCGAGGGGAGUCUCAAUGUGGAACAGGCCAAGAGAGCCGGUGAUCUAUUUAGUGAGAAAAAGUAUCGCCAGAAAGCGGACGCUCUGAAGUUCACCAGUAUAGCUGACAGCCCGCAGAUCAAACAUGCCAAGAAAAGUCAGGAGCUACAGAGUGAUCUUGCUUACAAGUCUGGAACAGAACAUAUUCUCCACCACUACACAAUCAGUAAAGAUGAGCCUGUAUUCCUACAAGCCAGAACCAACGCUGCAAACCUGAGCCAGAGGUUGUACAAGAGUAGCUGGGAGAAGCAGAAGCAAAAGGGAUUUGAGCUGCGACUGGAUACCUUGUCCAUUCUUACAGCCAAAGCAAAGAGGGAUCUUGCAAGUGAUAUAAAGUAUAAAGAAGGCUAUGAAAAAACAAAGGGUAAAUUAAUUGGUGUCACAGGAGUGCAGGGAGAUUCUCACAUGACUCAUUCUCUUCAAAUGACCAAAAUGCAAAGUGACUUGGAGUAUAAAAGAAGAUCUGAGGACUCAAAAACACAGUAUCAUAUGUCCAUGGAUAUGCUUGACAUGGCACAUGCAACCAUGGCCCAGGGCCUAGCAACUGACCGCGGGUACAGAACAUUCCUCCAUCGGUACAGUGCCCUCCCAACUGACAUGAAGGUUCAGUGGGCAAAGAAGGCAUAUAACCUGCAAAGUGAUAAUCAAUAUAAAUCUGACCUGAAGUGGAUGAAAGGAGUUGGAUGGAUUGCUACUGACUCGCUGAAUGUGCUGCAGGCAAAAAAAGCAUCCAAGCUCAUUAGUGAGAAAUCAUACAGACAGCAGCCCUCAGCUUUAAAAUUUACCAGCAUUGAGGAUACACCAGAAAUGAUACAAGCAAAAAUAAGUUACAACCAGGCUGUCGACAGCAAAUACAAAGAGAAGGGAGAGAAUAUAAAACAUCAUUAUACAUCCAUCAGUGAGCUCCCUGAACUUCUGCAAGCAAAACUAAAUGCUAUAAAUAUCAGCGAGACACGAUACAAGGAGUCAUGGAGCCGUUUGAAAGAUGGUGGAUACAAGCUGAAGUUAGACGCUAUUCCGUUCCAGGCUGCUAAGGCCUUCAGCGAAAUAAUAAGUGAUCAUAAGUAUAAAGAAGAUUUUGAGAAAACCAAAGGCAAGAUGCUCGGUCUGCGCAGAGUAGAAGAUGAUAUGAGUAUUGCGCAUUCUGUUCACGCAUCAUCUCUGCUCAGUAAUGUACAGUACAAGAAGGGCUUCGAGCAGAGUAAAACUCAAUUCCGUUUGCCUAUGGAUAUGGUGAACCUGGUGCAUGCUAGGAAAGCGCAGUCACUGGUCAGUGACCAAGACUAUAGACACCUACUACACAGCUAUACUGCCCUUUCCGAUGACCUUAGAAUAAUGACUGCUAAGAAAGCCUAUGAACUUCAGAGUGAGAAUCUUUAUCGAUCUGACCUAAACUUCAUGAGAGGUGUUGGCUGUAUUAUACCAGGAACUCUAGAUAUUGAAGUGAAAAAGAACGCUUCUGCUCUCAUAAGCGAGAGCAAAUAUCGACAGCAGCCACAUACGUUCAAGUACACAACGGUUGCUGACUCCCUGGACUUACUCCAUGCGAAGUUUAGCAAUAAGAUUACCAAUGAGCGGUUAUACAAAGCAGCAGGAGAAGACAGUCUCCACCAUUACACCACUAUCGUAGGAUUACCGGAGCACGUCAGGGCCAGGCUAAAUGCGGCCAACCUUAGCGAUAUCAAAUACAAAGAAUCUUGGCUGACAAUGCGGGCACAGGGACACACGCUGACAAUGGAAGCACUCCCAUUCCAGGCCGCCAAAUGUUCUGGAAACAUCGCUAGUGAACACAAGUACAGGCACAACUAUAUAGCAGAGAAAGGGAAGCACAUUGGUGCCAGGAGUGUACUGGAUGACCCCAAGAUGAUGCACUGUCUCCGAAUGGCGAAGUUACAGAGUGACCAGCAGUAUAGGAAAGAAUCCCAUGAUCUCAGGUCCCAGUACCAUCUUCCAAUGGACAUGGUACAUCUGGUUCAUGCAAAAAGGGCUCAGGCAUUGGCCAGCGACCAGGACUACAAGCUGAGACUCCAUGAAUACACUUCUGAACCCGAAGAUCUGAAAUUACAAUGGGCAAAACGAGCGCACAAACUACAGAGUGAGUCACGUUACAGGUCCGACCUAAACUUUAUGAAGGGUGUUGGCUGGCAGGCUGUGGGCUCACCGCAGAUAGAAAGUGUGAAAAGAGCGGGAGAUUUAAUAAGUGAGAGCAAGUAUCGUCAGAAUCCCGGUUCUAUGGCUUUUACAUCGGUGGUUGACUCGCCUAAUCUGAUUCAUGCUAAGAACAGUUAUCUGCAGUGCAGCGAUAGAUUGUACAAAUCUGGUGACUCAGAGUCUAUGCACAGAUGCUCGUUACCUCCUGAUCAUCCCGAUUUUAUCAGAGCCCGUAUGAACGCCUUCCAGAUAAGUGACAAAGCCUAUAAAACCUCAUGGGAGCAGUCCAGGGCAGCUGGUUAUGACUUCCGACUUGAUGCAAUUCCCUUCCAAACGGCCAAAGCAUCCAGAGAAAUCGCCAGCGAUUUCCGGUACAAGGAAGCUUUCCUUAGAGAUAAGGGACAUCAGAUUGGAUUCCGCAGUAUUAAUGAUGACCCUAAAAUGAAGCAUGUCAUGAGGAUCAGCAAGCUGCAGAGUGACAAGGAAUACAAGAAAGAAUCAAAGGGGACCAGGUCACAAGUCAGAACCAACUUGGACCAGCCUGGGUUUAUCCAGGCAAAGAAGAGCCAGCAGCAAGCUAGUGACAUUAACUACAGACAGCACCUGCACCAGUACACAUGUGACCCACAGCACCUGACCCUGAAACACGCCAAGCAGGCGCACAGUCUACAGAGCGAUGUCAAAUAUAAAUCUGAUCUGAAUUGGAUGAAAGGCAUUGGCUGGACACCUCCCGGGUAUUACAAAGUAGAACUUGCACGGAGAGCUGCAGAAUUAGCAUACGCCCAGGAUACAGAUCCCUAUUAUCCUCCAGAAUCUUCUCAGUCAACAGAUCAAUCCAGCCCAGGAUCCUCACAGCAAAGUGACGUAAACCCAGAUGCUUCUGAGAUCCUACACGUGAAACGGAGGAAAAUGUUCCCUGUAAAGAAAUGAAUACUGCUGGAAUCACUGCAUGGCUAACUUAAUUUUCAUUGCUGCCCCAUUAGCUGAAAUAUUAACUAUAUUUUACCUCUGCACAGAUGCUGUUUAUAUCUUUAAUAUAGAUCUCUGCUAAUCCUGCUUAAAAAGCACAAUUUAACCGAUGUGAAGAGGUGCCAUGUUUUUCUGAUAACAAUCACUACUGAUUGUAUAACCCUUCUGCUCUCAACAGUUUGGUUUUCAGAACAGAAAGAGAAGAAUACAAAAGUUGGGUAGCCUAUAUACAAAAUAAAGCUUGGGAAGACGGAGGAGAGCUAAAAGUAUGUGAGAUAUGAGAACAGAAUGAUACAAAUGAGGAGAGAACCAGGCAGGUCAGAGGAAAUGUGGGAGUAGUUAAAGAUAAACAAAGAAUAGGUAUAAGGUAAUCCAAUAAAAAAAUGACAUUCAAAAUAACAAGUGCCAAACCUUGUGACCUCACAGCACCACUUAUUUAGCUGGUAUUUCAUAGGGUGACCUAUGAAACAUUCCAGAAUUCUUAGCUAAUAAAGGUUUAAUUCUAGUCUUUGAGACCAUAUUUUAACCUGUGAAGUACAUGAGAAAGAAUUAUUAAGAAAGCAUUUGCCACCUGUAGAAUGAUAUGUGAUGUUCCCCAAUACAGAAUGCACUUUAUUGACUGGCACAGAACAGUUUAACAUCUGCAACUAAAUAUAGGGAAUGUUCAGAUUCCAACAUUUCUAAGCAGCAGCAAACUGAGUGCCAUUGUUAUGGGGACACAGUUGUAUCACUUUAGGGUGACCAUAUUGCCGCUUGAAAAAGGGACACAUAUGAAAAAUACAUAUGUCAGGGUUCUUAUACAAAACAUGUCUUUAAACAGCACUGAAAACGGCCCUGAUGUGUAUUUUCCAUAUGUGUCCCUUUUUAAAGCGGCAAUAUGGUCACCCUAUAUCACUUGCUGUUUGGAAUGUUAACGCUCAAAAAAUAAAGCUUAUUAAGAGUGGGCUGUAAAACAUAUGGAAAAGAGUGACAGUAUACAGAACUGAGCAAAAAGGGUGCUGGUACACGGUGCCAGCCUCUGUUUCAUGGCACCUGGUCAAUAUUGUAUUUUGUCCGUUUUUUCUUUGCUUUGUUAGAUAUUAUAGCAGUGUCCGAGAUAUUUCAGAUCUCAUUGGAAAGUGGGUCAGUGUUUGGGUUACAAAUUUACUGACUUAUAUGUCUAGGUUGGUCUGCAGUAAGCCUAAAAAUGUUUAUUUUCUACUGCAGUGAUUUCUACAGAUUACGUCAAAAAAUUCCUGAAAUAUGGAAAUUAGCUCAUUAUUGCUUUUUGUUAAACCUUGGUGCUUGAAUGGGGCAUUUUUUUCACCAAAUGAAAUUGUUACUUUUGAAUAGAAAACUGUGUUAAAUUACAUUUUGCAGCAUUUUAGUACUAGAACACUGGCAGGAUCAGUUUUGUACUAGAAAAUAUGACUUGGAUUGUAAUUAAUUUGUAGAAUGUGGAAUUGUUUGUAUUGAAUAAACUGACUGAUCAUA
This is a messenger RNA of Bombina bombina (fire-bellied toad), 6902 nucleotides long. It is a transcript of the gene NRAP, whose product is annotated as nebulin related anchoring protein. Gene Ontology annotation, cellular component: Z disc. The transcript has 42 exons. Bases 192 to 5390 code for a protein of 1732 amino acids. Gene Ontology annotation, molecular function: actin filament binding. Gene Ontology annotation, biological process: cardiac muscle thin filament assembly. Lineage: Eukaryota; Metazoa; Chordata; Amphibia; Anura; Bombinatoridae. The record is from RefSeq and is a predicted model, not a curated record.